AUGGUGUGUUUGGAGAGGUCCAAGGAUCGAUCCUCCAUGGGAAGCUUUACUGACGUAGAUCCCAAAACUACAGCAGGCCGUGUUGUAGUUAAUGAAGACAGGUUAAUUGCCAAUCGAGUGGACAAGUCAAUGAUUAGCGUGAGCUACAAGGGUGAGGAAAAUCCAUUUUCUGCAGAAGGGAUUUCAUCGUUGAAGAUGAAGGAAAUUGCGAAGGCUUAUUUACGGUCAACAAUUAAGAAUGAUGUCUCUGCAGUCCCUGCAUAUUUCAAUGAUUCUCAGGGACAGGCAACAAAAGAUGUCGGUAUGAUAACUGGUCUGGAGCAACCGGUUAUUGAUGUGUAUUUACUUUUAGAGUCUAUCAUUGGACCAGGUGGUUUGAAUGUACAGAAAGCUCACGAUGUUUUUAACAGAACUCCUGAACCAAAUUUGUUUUUAAGGAAUACAUUGAUCGUUGAUGUUGUAUUUGGAAUGGUCGACAUGGGCAGAAAUAUCAUUAAUUCAAAGUGUUUUGGAACAGAUUUUGGUGAAUCUCAAAUCUUCAAUGGGCCUGGUUCUGUAAGGAUUGAAAUGAAGAGCAGGGAUGUUGUUGUGCAUGGCUAUGCCGGUUGGAUUUCAUGGGGGAGAUUGUUGGGUAUAUGA
Molecule: messenger RNA, 639 nt
Organism: Cryptomeria japonica (Japanese cedar)
Lineage: Eukaryota; Viridiplantae; Streptophyta; Pinopsida; Cupressales; Cupressaceae
Exons: 2
Coding region: 1-639 (212 amino acids)
Biological process (GO): cellular response to unfolded protein; protein refolding
Cellular component (GO): cytoplasm
Molecular function (GO): misfolded protein binding; heat shock protein binding; ATP-dependent protein folding chaperone
Source: RefSeq, a predicted model, not a curated record